This is a messenger RNA of Ochlerotatus camptorhynchus, 2859 nucleotides long. It is a transcript of the gene Cbp80, whose product is annotated as Nuclear cap-binding protein subunit 1. Gene Ontology annotation, molecular function: protein binding; RNA cap binding; mRNA binding. The record is from RefSeq and is a predicted model, not a curated record. Lineage: Eukaryota; Metazoa; Arthropoda; Insecta; Diptera; Culicidae. Gene Ontology annotation, cellular component: nucleus; nuclear cap binding complex. The transcript is spliced from 7 exons. Gene Ontology annotation, biological process: nuclear-transcribed mRNA catabolic process, nonsense-mediated decay; mRNA export from nucleus. The coding region runs from base 144 to 2594 and encodes 816 amino acids.
UUUUCGGUGAGCGUCGCAAAAAAAGUUUCGUUUUCUGCUGUCGAAGGCAUUAAAAUCCGUAAUUUUCUCGUGUUAAAUCCCCUGAAAACCGCAUCAAGUGUUUCGGUUCGCGUUCCGGAAGAGUCGCGUAGUGAAAUUCAACCAUGAACCGUCGCCGAGCGUACGAAGAUGACGGUGAUUUCUACGGAGAACGGAACCGUAAACGUCGCCGGGUGUCGGAAAAUCAAGAGAUGGAAGAACGUCUGGAGGCACUGAUAUUGAGGGUCGGUGAGAAUAGUACCUCUUCGUUGGAAUCCAAUUUGGAAGGCUUGGUUUCGGUUCUGGAAUCGGACUUGGGAAACUUCCGGAGUAAGAUUUUAAGGAUCCUAUCGGAGUGUCCCAUCAAAAUGCCGGAGAAGUGUACAAUCUACUCGACGAUGGUGGGCCUGAUGAACGCUAAGAACUACAACUUUGGAGGUGAAUUCGUUGACCAUAUGGUCAAAACGUUCAAGGAGAGUUUGAAGCAGUGCAGAUGGGAUGCCGCCAGAUACGCGUUGAGGUUCCUGUCGGAUUUGGUAAAUUGCCACGUCAUUUCGACGAACUCUUUGUUGCAAUUGCUGGACAACAUGGUUGAUGCGGCCAACGAAGAUUCGGUACCGCAAGUUCGCCGAGAUUGGUAUGUGUUUGCUGUUCUUUCGACGCUGCCGUGGGUCGGCAGAGAGUUGUAUGAAAAGAAGGAAUCGGCUUUGGAAAAUUUGCUGGUGAGAAUUGAGGUGUUUCUGAAUAAACGAACCAAAAAGCACCAUAAUUCUUUGAGAGUGUGGUCAGUUGAUGCUCCGCAUCCCCAGGAAGAGUAUUUGGACUGCCUGUGGGCUCAGAUUCGUAAACUGCGUCAGGACAACUGGGCAGAGAAGCACAUCCCGAGACCAUAUCUGGCAUUCGAUUCCGUUCUGUGCGAAGCUCUUCAGCACAAUCUCCCAUUGAUUCAUCCACCACCGCAUCAGGAUUCUUUUGAAUAUCCGAUGCCGUGGGUUGUCUACAGGAUGUUCGAUUACACGGAUUGUCCAGCCGGGCCUAUUCUUCCAGGAGCACAUUCGAUCGAAAGAUUCCUGAUUGAGGAACAUUUGCAUUCUAUCAUCGAAAGUCACCAUUGGGAGCGCAAGGAUUGCGCGGCUCAUCUACUGAAUCUGUCCUACAAGGACAAAAUCCCCCUGGAGUACUGUAUUGUCGAAGUGAUCUUUGCCGAAUUGUUCAAAAUGCCAACUCCACGCUAUCUGGACAUUUGUUACGGGUCGAUUUUGAUUGAGCUUUGCAAGCUGCAACCGUCCAAGAUGCCACAGGUGUUGGCACAGGCCACGGAGAUCCUGUUCAUGAGAAUCGAUUCGAUGAAUACCAGCUGUUUUGAUCGGUUCGCCAACUGGUUUUCGUACCAUUUGAGCAACUUUCAGUUCCGCUGGAGCUGGGACGAUUGGGAUAGUUGUUUGCUGCUGGAGCCGGAGCAUCCGAGGCCAAAGUUCAUCGAGGAGGUGCUGCUGAAGUGUUUGAGAUUGUCCUAUCAUGACCGUUUCAAGGAGAUGAUGCCGGAAACCUACUCCAAGCUGAUUCCGAAGCCAUCGCUACCGACCUACAAGUAUACGAUGGAAGGCGCCGCUUCGCUACCAGGAACGGCCACUGCUCACAAGUUGGUGGUUGCUAUCCGCCAGAAAUGCACACCGGAGGAUGUGCUGAACGAACUGAAGGAUUUGCCCAAUCCGAGGGAGACUUCCGAGAACGAUAUGGUCGAGUCGACCUUCAAUCCACUCAAGAUCGAUGUUUUCGUGCAGACGCUGCUGAAUCUGGGAUCGAAGAGUUUUUCCCACACGUUCGCAGCCAUCUCCAAGUUCCAUCUCGUGUUCAAGGCUUUGGCUGAAACGGAGGAAGCACAGAUCUGCAUUCUGCACAAUGUGUUCGAAUUGUGGGUCAACCACCAGCAGAUGAUGGUGGUGAUUAUCGAUAAGCUGUUGAAGACGCAGAUCGUCGAAUGUUCGGCCGUGGCCACCUGGGUCUUCUCGAAGGAAAUGGUCGGCGAGUUCACCAAGAUGCACUUGUGGGAAAUUCUGCAUCUGACGAUCAAAAAGAUGAACCAACAUGUCACUAAAUUGAGCAAGGAGUUGAGUGACGCCAAGGACCGUCUGGAUCGCACCGCGGAAUCAUCGUCGAGCGAGUCGGAAGAGGAAGCGACUGCGGCCAGUGCUACUGCUGGAGCAGGUGCCACUCCUCAGCGUCGCCGUAAGAAGACUGCCGGUGACGAUUCAGACAAGCCCACCGAGGAACAGGUGGAACGGAUGGAGGAAAAGCUGGAAGCCGCAUAUGUCGAUCAGAAGCGUCUGUUUCUGAUCAUUUUCCAGCGAUUUAUCAUGAUUUUGUCCGAACAUCUCGUCAAGUGCGACACCGACGGACGGGACUACGAUACGGAUUGGUAUCGUUGGACGGUUGGAAGGCUGCAGCAAGUUUUCAUGAUGCAUCACGAACAGGUGCAAAAGUACAGCAGCACACUAGAAAGUCUUCUGUUCACGUCCGACAUUGAUCCUCAUAUACUGGAUGUGUUCCAUCAGUUCACGGCGCUUCGGUCGUAGAGCGUUAAUAAGUGUCUAAACUCUCAUUAUAAUUACUAUUGACAACUAUCUAGGUAAGUGAUUGAUACAGUCAGUGCAGCGAAGUUUGCGAAAUAUUUAGUACUUUGAGAUCAUGUUAAUGGAUUUUUUUUUUCUUCUGUUUGACUAAGCCUGAGCCAGAGAAAAACAUGGAUUAGGAAAUUGCCGUGGUAGUUUGAUUGAUUGAAGCUUAUGUCAUCACAACAGCACUCUUUGAAGAAUAUGAAAGCACUUUAUUUAAACUGUA